Merops nubicus (carmine bee-eater) is the source of this 642-nucleotide messenger RNA. Its product is annotated as claudin-4-like. Gene Ontology annotation, molecular function: structural molecule activity. Gene Ontology annotation, biological process: cell adhesion; bicellular tight junction assembly. The transcript has a single exon. Gene Ontology annotation, cellular component: plasma membrane; bicellular tight junction. Lineage: Eukaryota; Metazoa; Chordata; Aves; Coraciiformes; Meropidae. The coding region runs from base 1 to 642 and encodes 213 amino acids. The record is from RefSeq and is a predicted model, not a curated record.
AUGGCGAUAGUGAGGAUGCAGCGGAGCGGCCUGAUACUGGCCCUGGUGGGCUGGCUGGGCAUCCUCCUGGCCUGCGGCCUGCCCAUGUGGAAGAUAACAUCCUUCACGGGUGCCAACGCCGGCAUGUCCCAGGGCUACUCGGAGGGGCUGUGGGAGACCUGCACGUACGAAGGCCUGGGGCAGUCGCAGUGCAGGCGCUACACCUCCCUGACGGAGGUCUCCUCUGACCUGCAAGCGAGUCGAGCCCUGGUGGUCACCUCCCUCUUCACUGCCUUCUUCGCCUUCCUCAGCGCCUUGUCGGGCCGGGAUUACAUCAACUGUGUGGACGGGACCCCCACGAGCAGGUUCGACAUCGUGGCGGGUGUCAUCUUCAUCGCCUCCAGCAUCAUGGUGCUCGUCCCGGUCUCCUGGUGCGCCAGCAACGUCUUCACCAACGUCUACAACCCCAUGGUGCCCGCGGUCCUCAGGAGGGAGCUGGGGUCUGCCCUCUACAUCGGCUGGAUCGCCAGUGCCCUCCAGCUUUUCGGUGGGGCCAUACUGUGCUUCUCGGGACCCUCAUGCACACAGGAUGCCUACUCCAAGAAGUGCAGAGAGGAUAAAGCCUGCAGCCCGACAGGCUACCCCAUGAAAGACUAUGUGUGA